UUAACUAACAUUUAUUUUGAAUUGUGUUUUUGAGUUUGUCUCAUUAAUUAAUUGAGUGAAUUAUUUGGAAGCGUUGAGAAUUUAACAAAUUAAACCAUGGAAAAGGACUUGGACAAAGUUGUUGAGGAAAUAAUGUCAACACCCAACGUGACUGGGUGUAUAUUUGCUGAUCAUAAAGGUCUGUGUUUAGCAGCCAAAGGCGCUGCUCAUGUAGACUCCGCGGGAAUUCUCGUAGCUAUAUCCGAGCAGGCUUGUAAGCUACAGCCCAAUUUGAAGCCGCCCACCGUGUGCCUAGAGACUGACCAAAAAAUGUGCUUGAUUCAACGGCACGGUACUAUUACAGGAGGAAUUUUCAAAUUGAAGACAUAGAAACAUAAGUGACAAAUAUUUCGCCUAAUUUGGCUACUUGGCAGUGUUUGAUGAUUGAAUGGCAAUUUUCUUUUGGUUAAAUAAUUAUGUAAAGAUACACAUUAUUUGAACAUUAUGCAAAAGGAAGUAGUUAUACAUUAUUAUAACAAUGUAAUAGUAAUAGUUCUAUUAAAUCUCUUUGUAUUAUUUAUCUAUGUAUAGAAUUCAUGAGUAUGUAUGUAAAUAGAUUUAGCUAUUGUUUUAAGUUUUGUUAUUAUUUUAAUAAAUUAAGUUAUUAAA
This is a messenger RNA of Colias croceus (clouded yellow), 648 nucleotides long. It is a transcript of the gene Lamtor5, whose product is annotated as ragulator complex protein LAMTOR5. Gene Ontology annotation, molecular function: guanyl-nucleotide exchange factor activity. The transcript has a single exon. Gene Ontology annotation, cellular component: lysosome; Ragulator complex; cytoplasm. The record is from RefSeq and is a predicted model, not a curated record. Bases 97 to 369 code for a protein of 90 amino acids. Gene Ontology annotation, biological process: positive regulation of TORC1 signaling; cellular response to amino acid stimulus. Lineage: Eukaryota; Metazoa; Arthropoda; Insecta; Lepidoptera; Pieridae.